GGUGGCUUUGGGGGCUUAAGCCCGGGUAGUUUUUUCAAAAGCCCCGGAUAUUUUUUUUUUAGUUAGAUGCCUUACAAACUGCAUAAAACAAAACCAACUACACACCAUACUCGACACAACGCACACAGUGCACAGUUGUAACUUACCCCUUACCCCUAACUAACCCCUAAUUUUGGUAUGAUCCGAAUCCGGGCGCGCCACUUGAGUGUUUGUGCACGGCGCGCGCACGUAGGGCAGAGACGCUGCUUAAACAAACAAACCGGUGACCUGCUGAAUGAGUCGGAUAGAGGAGCGCUCUACUUCCAAAGUACUACUACAGUACAGCGGUUCUGUACUGAUAUGAAAACAACCAACCAUGGACAUCAGGGUUUUCUUUCAAAGAAAAAACACAGGUAAAUGUUAUUAUAUUAAUCAAGCUUUAUGUGUAGUUCGUUAUAUUUGUAGUAGUAGGUGAAAUAAGUGAAAUUUCAUUACAACAGUAGAUUUAUAUUGAUGUUCUUGAUGUUUGGUUUGACUGCUAGCACAAAGAGAGAGGAACAUAGAGGGAGACAAAGAGAGUGAGCAGAAUGAGAACAGCAGCACAGAGACGGAACAAGAUCCAGGUACUUGGCGUCACUGAAGGCCUGCACCGCUACCUGCAGGGAGAAAGGCUAGACAUGGGCAAAGCUGUGGAGUACAAGAUGUCAGUAGUUGAUACACUCACAAAUCUGCGCACAGAGGCUGCUGCUGAGGAAAUAUUCAAGAAGGCCAUGGAUGUUUGCAGGGACUGCAACAUCCAGAUUCCUCAGGGACCGCGGCACAAGCAGAGGAGACUCGAUGGCUUUGUGGUGGAGUCCAGCUGUGGCGCAACACCAAGUCUCACAAGCUCAGCAGAGUUUAGGUGUGAGAUAUUCUUUCCUUGUCUUGACCGAAUGUUGAAGGAACUAGCAGACAGAUUUUCAGGGGCAGGACAGAAAAUAAUGGAGGGGAUUCAGGCCUGCAAUCCAUCUUCCCCAACAUUCCUCUCUGAAGAUGCCUUAAAACCCAUUGCAGCCCACUACCAUGUGACCAUAAAGCCCGAAGAACUCCUUGUGGCAAAAAACUUCAUAAAAAGAAAAAUGGAAAAAGAGGACAUUCACAACAUUACAACAGCCUUCCACUUGCUGGAUGAGGACAUGUUUCCAACUCUGAAGGCCAUCUUUAGAAUUGCGUUAACCAUUCCUGUCAGUAGCUGCAGCUGUGAGCGUUCUUUUAGUGCCCUGCGUCGUCUCCACACAUGGCUAAGGAGAACCAUGGGACAAGAGAGGCUGAAUGAUUUGGCCAUAUUAUCUAUUGAAAAGGAAUACCUUAAUAACAUUGAACCUGAAAAUGUCAUUGAUAGGUUCGCAACACUCAAGCCUCGAAGAUACAGUCUUAUAUUGCCAAAGUAA
Messenger RNA from Melanotaenia boesemani (Boeseman's rainbowfish), 1409 nucleotides. RefSeq names its product zinc finger MYM-type protein 1-like. The record is from RefSeq and is a predicted model, not a curated record. The transcript is spliced from 3 exons. NCBI's taxonomy places the organism in Eukaryota, Metazoa, Chordata, Actinopteri, Atheriniformes, Melanotaeniidae. Gene Ontology annotation, molecular function: protein dimerization activity. Bases 567 to 1409 code for a protein of 280 amino acids.